Emys orbicularis (European pond turtle) is the source of this 1794-nucleotide messenger RNA. RefSeq names its product coiled-coil domain containing 38 (gene CCDC38). The coding region runs from base 1 to 1794 and encodes 597 amino acids. Gene Ontology annotation, cellular component: centrosome. Lineage: Eukaryota; Metazoa; Chordata; Testudines; Emydidae. The record is from RefSeq and is a predicted model, not a curated record. The transcript is spliced from 14 exons.
AUGGCAUCAGAAGCCUUAUUUCCACCGUCCCAGUCCCAGACGCCUAGACUUCAGAGCGUUAGAUUUGACUAUGACACUGAUAAUCAAAAGAAGACUCCUUUUACAAUUGUGGACUGCAAGCCAUUUCUUUACAGAGACAUUGAGUGUAGGGCCAAAGAAGAGGAUAGAAUAGCUCAACAGAAUUUGAAGGUCCAUGAAAAGAGCACAUUUUCAUCACGAGCAAAGUCUCGAGACUCUGUGAAAAAGAUGGACUCAGUCAUUGAAAGAGAGACCCGGGCUACAAUAGAUAAAGGGUAUAUUACUUCUGGUCCCAACUGGGCUCUUACUUUUGCAAAAUGUUGCCAAAGUGACAAACAAUCUUUAACAGAUUAUAUCAAGGAACAGAAGGAGUUGUUUCUGCUGCAGUACACAGUAAAAGUAAAAAAACAAACUAUAAAGAAGCUGGAGAAAUUAGCAAUGCAAGCUGAGAAAGAGGCCAGCUCUGCCGAAGCAAAGCUAGAAGACGAUACAAUUGCAUUUGAGGAAUUUCUGAAAGAAAACGACCGAAGUUCUGCAGAUGCACUUAAAAUUGCAGCCCAAGAAACAAAAUCUAAAAUGGAUAUGGCAGCAGAUGUAAAGUCUGCUAUUAAUGAACUUUUCGCUAUUAAAAGUGAAAUUGCAAAUGCCGAAUUCCUUCUCAUGGAGAGUUUAUAUUAUGAAGAUUUUUUGAUGAAACUUUCUCCUAAAGAAUGGCAAGAAGAACAGAGAACAAAAAAGUUGAAAGCAAGAAUAGACAAACAGAGAGAAAGAGAGAUCAUGCAGAGAGAAAUGAUUACAUGUGCUUUCACUCCACACCAAGAAAAAGAAAGUGCACGCAAAGAGAAGAUAAGUUCUUCAAUUCCACGCCAACCACGCCAUGGUUCUAUUUUUUUAAAGCAAAAAAAUGAACGCAGGUCUUCUAGAAAGCUCACAGAAGCAGACUUGGGUGAAGAAGUGAAAAUGUUAAGUGAGUGCAAAUCCAUCUUGACUGAUAAAAAAAAGACAACAUCAAGAUGGGAAAGCGAAAGUGAUUGUGCAAUUCAUGAAGAUUCCUUGAAAGACUUGGACACAGAUAUGGUGCCAGAAAUAUAUUUCACAGAUCCAAAACAGUUACUUCAGAUCUUCACAGAGCUAGAGGAACAAAAUCUUGCAUUGAUCCAAAAUAACCAAGACUUAGAUGAAACUAUGGAUGAACUUGAGCAGAUGGCAAAAAUUAUAAAGGCAAAACUAGAUGAAAAAGUAAGUGUUGUUGUAGGACAUAAAGAAAUUCUUAAAGCUGCCUGCAUCAAUGAAGAGGAAAAACGCACAGAUUUGGCACUAAGAGCUAAAAUGUUUUCUUUUGGAGAGUUUAAUCCAGAAAUCCAGGACAAAAUGCUACAUUCACUUACUAAAAAGGUUGCAGAAGUGUACAGAGUUAGUGUUGGUGAAGUAGACACAUCAAGUAUUAACUCCAUUCAGAUGUUGAGGAGAAUAGAGAAUCGAAUUGAAGAACUGUGUGAAUUGUUGGAGUCAGUUCCAAAAGAAAAUAUUGAAGCAAUUGAGAAAAUUAAGAUGAAAGAAAGAAGGCAAAGGUUACGUGAAGAAAAAAAGAAACAAGAAACAAAAUUUCAGGAAGAACGACUGCAGUGUUCUCUGAAAAGAGCAACUGCAGCACCAAAGAAGAAGAUGGGAAGAAAACUGGUAUUUCGCUCACAGCCUCCAGAGAUUAGACGGGAGGAGGUGUGCCUGAAAGAGAUCAGCACAAAAAUGCAAGACGACAUGUUAUUUCUCACUUGA